CACUCACAAUCCUAUCCUUAUCUUUGGAAUGAGAGAGCUUAUUUUUUUUUUAAUACUCCUAUUUUCUUCCUAAUAAUUAUUGGAGGUGGCCAAAUUAAACCACAAUGCCCCAAGAGGUCUAAAUCAACCCCAAUGAAGCCUGUGGCUUUUUGUAGGACACAGAAUGAAUGAAUGAAAAACAUAGCCUAUUUAGAAAACCGGAGUCGUGGCAAGUUAACGCCAGGAGACGCGUUUCAGUACUUGUCAACGCGCUGACCUCUCUGUGCCCGAAUGCCUUUCCCUACGUUUUCACUUGGUCACGUAGUGAAGCCGUUGUGGGGUUUCUCCUCUGGUCCCAACUUUUGUUUAUGUCCCUCUGCUCUGGUUCUGCAGUCCCAGGGCCUCGGGGGUGGGAGUCUGGCCGCGAGAGGCUCCUCCAGGGACCCCGACCGGGUGAGGCUGGGUCCAGCCUCCUCUGUGUGCUUCCCUGCAGGCUCUACCAGUUCCUCCUUCUCCGAUCACUGGCUCCUUCGGCUGGAGAGCGAUCACAGCAGUGCCAGGGGAAGCCUGCUGUCCUGGAGCUCCAGCCCCGGCCCCUCCCGGCCCCAGGAGCCGGACCCUCCCAUCCUCACCACCAGCCUCUCCGAUCAGGAAAAGGGAGGGUUGGAGUCCAGGCCUCUGGUACGGGGCGUACGAGGCCGAAGCAUCAGCAUGAAGGAGCCGACCCCUUCCAGAGCCAAGCAGGGGGCCUUCAAGACCAUGCCCCUCCGAUGGUCUUUCAGACCCCGGGAGAAACCAGUGGGUGCGUCUGUCGAACUGGUGGAGUAUUUGGAAUCCAGGCGGAGACCCAGAUCCACGAGCCAGUCCAUCGUGCCGCUGUUGACGGGCGCUGCUGGCGAGGACGUGGAGUCAGAUGCCACUGGCUCUGCUAAGGGGGAAGGUGGUGGGCAAGCCACCGAGAGAGCGCUGGCCAGAGUGCCCUGCCCCUCGGGCCACCCCAGCCACUGUGCCGCCCCUGGAGUCCCAGAUGGUCUAAACGCAGCAAGGAAAGCCAAGGAGCAUGCAAGUCAGGAGAUCAGGCUCCCCAAACAGUUUGACCUGCCCCUCGCCGUGAUGCCCUCAGCAGGGACUGACAGACGAGCUCGGCCUGAGGGCCAGAAGACCGCGAACUGCGAGGGAAGCGGCCUGGCAGGGAGCUGCAGCAGGGCACCCUCCCCGGCCAAGGAGCCUCUGGGCGCCACGGCAUUAUCUAGAAACAGCGCAGACAAGUGCCAGAAUACCUUAGCCAGGAUGAGGGCCAGUGUGGAGGCCAGAGACCCUGAGACAGACAGAUUCCCACAGGGGACCCUCACCCUUCUGAGAUCUGUGUUUUGGAAGAAGGAGACCAAGCAUGACAAGGCGGAGGUGGCCCUCCGGGCGUCCCCAGGGUCCCUGGUGAGCGGCAGGCUGAGCCCGGCUAUGGAUGAGCACGCCCGAGGCUCCUCUCCUUCCUUCCAGAUCCGAGAGAGCCUGGCCAGGGCCCCCGCCAACCUCCAGGAGAGGGACGUCUGGUCAGCCCCCAGCUCUCUCCGCCUCCCUCGCAAAGCCGGCAGGCCCACGAGGGCCGGUGCCCUGGGCCCGCCACAGAGGACGGUUCCCGGGGACCACACUCCUUUUGGCACCUUGCAGAAGGUGAAAUACCACACUCUUUCCUUAAGCCGGAAGAAAACGUUACCCGAGUCCAGUUUCUGAUGGUGUGUGUUCAAGUCCCGCGCGAGGCUGGUGAUCCUCGAGACGGGGCAGCUGGAAGAAGCUUGUGUUGUGUCGAGCGUGGGCUUUCUAGAAGCCAGUUGUCUUGUGACCCUGAAAAUAAAAAAAAAAAAAAAUUUUUGUUUUUGGUCCCCACCUCUAGAUCUUCAACACAGCAUGUCCGAAUACCUUCGUGUACCUUUGGGUGCUUUUAUACGUGUUGGCCACAAGAUGGUGCUGUUGAGUCAACAUUACCCUUUCAGGGCAAGAACGGAUUUAUUUCCCUAAAUUCCUCAGCCUGAGUACCUACACUCGAGAGAGAUUCGGAUGCGGCCCAGCCUGACAGCAUAUAACUCUGCAGGGAAGCCUCGGAAAUAAGAGUCUUCGACAUCAAAUCAGUUCUUGCCAUUGCUUACCUUUCUCAAAUCUCUAAUGCUUCUCUGGGAUAAAGCCUUCAAGAUGCCAAAAAAACAUGGUAGUGACCUUCAAGUAGGAUUCUAGGAGAGAUGGAACAGAAAUGAUUGAGAGUGUAGGAAGAUAUUUAAUAUAUAGCAAAAUAAUUAUGUUACUGUUUUUCAAGGUAUUUAAAAAAGAGAACUAUUUUGAUACUUAGGCAUAGAGGAAAUUCUUUUUAAAAAAAAUUAAGUCUGAGAUCUAUGUACAAUUUUAAUAAAAGCCCAUUGGUGAACCAUGCAAA
Molecule: messenger RNA, 2404 nt
Organism: Leptonychotes weddellii (Weddell seal)
Lineage: Eukaryota; Metazoa; Chordata; Mammalia; Carnivora; Phocidae
Source: RefSeq, a predicted model, not a curated record